ACCGUCCGACCAUCACAUGGCUCAUCCUUGUCUUCUCAUCGCUGUUUUACUUUGCACUGCAGGAACUCUAAGCAUGAAGACUUUAGAUCGUGUGCCUGUAAUAGAAGGAGAAACUAUUACAAUCCCCUGUCUGUAUGACAAUAAGUAUAAACUAAACAAAAAAUACUGGUGUAAUGGGAAUCAAUGGUUUAGUUGCUCAAUUGUAGCCCGUGCAAACUAUACAGGGAAAUGGACAAUAACUGAUUAUCCAGAUCACCAUAUUUUUACUGUGAUACUCAACAACUCAGCAUCCUCAGACUCUGGAUAUUACUGGUGUGCUGUGGAGAUUGACAACCUUGUAGAUGACAGUAAAUAUUUGUAUUUAACUGUUCAAAAAGCUCCUGAUGUGUCUGUAAUAAACAGCAGUGUAUCUGGACAUGAAAGUGACAAUGUCAGUGUUCGGUGUUUCUACAGUUCAGGAUAUAAGUUUAAACCCAAACGCUGGUGCAGAAUUGAAGAUCGGAGCUGUUUCACAAAGGAGAAGACUUACACAUCCCAGAAUCCAUCAGUGCAGAUCAGUGAUGAUGGUGAAAGCUCCUUCACUGUGCUGAUGACUGGACUGAGACUCUCUGAUUCUGGAUGGUAUUACUGCUCUGUUGGAGAUCUGCAGGUUCCUGUUCAACUUACAGUACAUCAGAGAGAAAAUAAAACCAUAAAUACAUCUAAAAGUGAUAAAAGCUCUGAUAAUGCUGAUCCCUUUUCUAGCAACUCCCUAGGUGAAAACUCCUCAAAUGGUACAGAAAACCAGAAGAAUGUAAAGGAGCCCAAGAUCUGGGUUUUUCUCCUCUCUAUUGCGGUGCCGCUACUUCUGCUACUGAUGCUGGUUUUGGUAAUCUGGAGGAUUAUACAAAAACACAAUUUGUCCUCACAAAAGCCAGACGCCUGUUCAGUGGCGCCUACAGAAGGUACAUUGACAUAUGACAUGGUGGUCUUCAAGAAAGCAAAGAAUGAUGAACAAAACUCCAUUAGCCAUCCUCCUGACCAGGAUGAAGUGAUCUACAGCGCUGUGAAACAUCACUAAUAACAUGAUCUUUGACACGCUGCUCGUUCAUAUUAUGAAAAUAGCAAUCUGAAGUAAUGGCAUCUUAGUCUGUUUUACACCGCCUACAGUUUCGAUUAAAGCCACAAAAGACGUGAGAGAGAAAAAGAGGAACUUCCUGCACAUUUUCAUACGUGUUGCAUUUGAAUGAGGGGUCAUGGUUGUGUCAUUUUUUUUCAUAAUAAUAUUGUGAAAGUGUCACCUGUUUAUUAGCACAGAUGUCUGUGGAGGUGAAUUUUGUUCCGCUUUGGUCUGUGAGGAGUAAAACUGAAACACACCAUGACCACAUUAGAAAGGGAAGCAAUCAGUUCCAGUCAAUGUAAGAUGUGUUACACCACUUCAGAAAAGCCCGGUAAAAGACACUCAUUUUUUUUGUUGUUGUUUUUGCAAUCAAGCAUUGGGUUUUUCUUUGUGCUGUUUAAUAUUUGGCAUUAUAAUGGUCUAUUGUGUGAAAUAUUAUUAAAGCUGACUUUUUUUUUGCCCUGUUCCACAUUAAUAUGCUAACUGUAUAAUAACAUUAAUUGAAAAAAUGCUACAAUUUGAUGUACAUUAAGG
Messenger RNA from Danio aesculapii, 1633 nucleotides. RefSeq names its product polymeric immunoglobulin receptor-like. The record is from RefSeq and is a predicted model, not a curated record. The transcript has 8 exons. The coding region runs from base 17 to 1060 and encodes 347 amino acids. Lineage: Eukaryota; Metazoa; Chordata; Actinopteri; Cypriniformes; Danionidae.